AUGCAAAAAUCAUCAAAUCGCCUCGAGCCAUUUUAUUUAAGAAAUGUGGUUUUAAACCUUCCAACUCUUUUGGAUAUAUCCAAUUUCGUUUGUGUAAACCAUUCCACAAAUAAUGUUACAGAGAGUUUGUACAUCAACCCCUUCAAUCUUCCUCAAACUGUAUCUAUUCGCAAAAUUAUUGAAUUGUUCCCAAAACUGGAGACAUUGUAUCUUCCUUUUGAAUUAGACUACGACUUGAGUUUUUUAGAAACUCUUGGCACUUUUUUGAUUGAGUUCCGACGAAAGACUUUAUCUUCAACAGAUAAUUGCCCAUCGGAAAAAAUAACUUCUCUAUUUGAAACGGAAUGGUUUCCUCCACGUGUUCGUUACAUUCACAUUUUUAAAAAAGAAAUCCCAACAUUUGCAGCAAAUCUGAGUAAAUUUGUUCAACUUAAAACUAUUACGAUGGGGUUUUAUAAUACAACAUCAGACUCAAUGGAUUUUUUUCAUAUUUUAGAGCACCGAAGUCUUAGAACUGUUAUAUUUUCAGCGGAUUCACCAACUACAGAAUUACUCACAAAAUUCAACUUUUCAAGAUACUCCGAAAAGCAAUUUAAAAUACAAUAUUUUGCAUACGGCAGACCAACUCUGUCCACAGAAAACGUUGCUGAGAUCUUUAAACUUUCUACGAAUGUCCAAGUUUACAUUUCAUACAUUUCAGAUAUCAUUUUUAGUUCAAUUAUUCAAAAAGGAAAAAUUAAUUAUCUCCCAUUUUUUAGUGAAGUAAACUGUGUUGUUGCAAAAGUGUAUAAUAAAUGUCUUGGGUCAGACAACAUUUUUAAAUUAUUAGAAAAGGCACUUCCAAAAGAAUUUCGUGUUGUAGAAGACGAUAUAAUUGACUUCAAAACAACGUCUAUCAUAAACUGUGAUUUGACACAAUUUGAAGAGUUAAAUUUUAUUGAAAAAUUGACGUUGACAAACGUGGUUUUUAAUAAAAUAACACUUCCAUUUACAACAAAAAAUGUGGUGAUAAAAAAUGUAAAAGGGGAUGUGAUAAUGUGUAAGUGCAAGUUAGAGAUAAUUUUAAUUAAAAAUCACACUGGACAAUUAAGUAAUUUUGAGUGUGAAAAUGUGAAGAAAUUUGAUUGUGACAAAAGUUGUGAAGUAACAUUUAAAGGAAAAAAAUAUAGAGACACACUUUUUGUUCAAGUUGGCGUGGGUUUAAAAUAUGACUUUUCUGUCAUGAUAUUAACUAAAAUUAAGUUAUAUUUAAAAAUGAAUUUCAUUAUGAUUUAA
Molecule: messenger RNA, 1275 nt
Organism: Entamoeba invadens IP1
Lineage: Eukaryota; Evosea; Mastigamoebida; Endamoebidae
Exons: 2
Coding region: 1-1275 (424 amino acids)
Source: RefSeq, a predicted model, not a curated record